This is a messenger RNA of Lucilia sericata (common green bottle fly), 597 nucleotides long. Its product is annotated as vitelline membrane protein Vm26Ab-like. The record is from RefSeq and is a predicted model, not a curated record. Bases 145 to 543 code for a protein of 132 amino acids. NCBI's taxonomy places the organism in Eukaryota, Metazoa, Arthropoda, Insecta, Diptera, Calliphoridae. The transcript is spliced from 2 exons.
AGAACAGGGUCAAUUUAAACAGUUAAACCGUUAUUCAAAAUCCAGAUUUUGAAACUAAAUUUAGUAUAAAUAUUAAGUUUACUGGUACCUAAACUAUCAUUAACAAUUACUUACUUGUUAAAGCAAAUCAAUUCACUAAACAAAAUGUUCAAAUUCGCUGUUGUCAUCUUCGCUGUCAUUGCCUGUGCUGCUGCCAAACCCGGUUUUGUUGCUCCUUUGACUUACACUGCCCCCGCUGCUGUAGUAGCUGCCCCUGCUGGUGUUGUUACUGCCACCAGUAGCCAAGUUAUUGCCCGCAACUAUAAUGGCAUUGCCACCGCUCCCGUUGUUGCCCCCGUAGCUGCUCCUGUUGUUGCCAAGACUGUUGCCUACACUGCCCCUGUUGCUGCUGCUUAUACCGCUCCCGUUGUUGCCAAAUACGCUGCCGCUUACUCUCAUCCUUUGGCUUACUCCGCCCCUGUUGUUGCCAAAUACGCCGCCGCUUACUCUCAUCCUUUGGCCUACUCUGCACCUUUGACCUAUGCUGCCCCAGCUUUCUUUUAAAAACUCUUAUACAGCGAAUUUGAAUUGAUGUGAAAAAAUAAACGAUUUAAUUUA